AUGACAAGUACACGAAAACUUUGGGGUGAAUUUGAAGACGACGAAGCUGAUGAAACGGUCCUGCAAACGGUUAAUUUCAAUCCUAUUAUCGAACUGGGAAUGCAAAAUAUCCCAGAAAUACCCAUCACCGUUAAAUCUUCACCCAUAGAAUUGCCGAAACCCAAUCUUAUCACACAUACAAUACAACUGCACGCUUAUGCUAGGCAGCUGACUGCUAUAUUGGAGCAAACAGAAAACGCAGUAUUUGAAGGUGCAAGGCUUGAUGCCUUAAGUCUGCCGAAUCCACCGCCAGAACCGCAUAUAAAACCAGAGCAUAUUGCUACACAUCCCAUAAACUUCUUACCUAAAGACUAUUGUGAUUUUUCACUUGGCAAAGGUGCAGUAGUUUUGCCUUUCACUCCAGAAAGUCACAAAAGAGCUUUGAAGCAAUGUGCAGCUAUGGCUAUAGGACAUAUUGGAAUUGCUACAUGUACUAACUCAGCACUCAAUGCUAUCACAGAUGUGUUAGAUAUUUAUAUGACAAAUAUGUGUAAAUUGAUGAGAACAGUUGCAGAUAGAGAAGCAAGCGGUAUAAAAUCGGGAUUUCCAGAUAUAAUUUCCAAAGUAUUAGCCGAUUUAAAUGUAGGUAACCUGUAUGACUUUUAUGAAACUCGUGUUAUAAAAUAUCACCACAAAAUUAAGAAGAAGUGUGAACUAUUAAAAUCUCAGUGUGAAGCACUAGCAAUUGGGGACAUUGCACCACAGUUGAAAUUGGAAGAAGUUCCAGAACUGCAUUUUCCGGCAGCUUUAGAUAGUGCUUUCACACCAUCUUUGGAACCUGGAUUUCAAAUGUUACAUAGCUUGGAGCAAGAACAAUUGCAGGGUUUGGAUUUAUUAGAUACUGUGUCUACUGAGGACAUAAAAGUAGAAGCUUUAGAGUUCUCUCAACCUGAUACAAAAAUGUCUUCCUUAUCUCCAACUGCAAAGAAAAAGAGAAAAUAA
This is a messenger RNA of Leptosia nina, 981 nucleotides long. NCBI's taxonomy places the organism in Eukaryota, Metazoa, Arthropoda, Insecta, Lepidoptera, Pieridae. The record is from the annotation of a GenBank genome assembly.